AUGCGGCCGGCGAUGCGGCGGGACUCCACGGUCGUCGCUGCAUCCGCUGCGGAUCUCGAGGAGGAGUUCGGAAUCGAGGGAAGCGUGAAGAUCGUCGAGGGCAAGGGUGGAAUUCCAAAGGUGGUGCUCACGCACGUGUGUGGCUCGUCGGCGGAGGUGUACCUGCACGGGGCGUGCGUCACGUCUUGGCGGCAGGCAAACGGCAGCGAAGUGCUGUACGUCCGUCCCGACGCGGUGUUCGACCGCACUAAGCCCAUCGCCGGUGGUAUCCCGCUGUGCUUCCCACAGUUCGGACCGGGCGCGAUCCAGCAGCACGGAUUCGCACGCAACGUGGAUUGGGAGAUCGCGUCCACGUCUGCGGACCUGCAGCCGGACGAGAAGGAUCCUGAGGUCGAGUUCGUGCUCACGGAGUCAGACUUCACCCUCGGCAUGUGGCCGCACCCCUUCAAGGCCUGCUACACCGUCACACUGCACGGCGAGAUCCUGCGCACGGACUUCCGCGUGAUCAACACGGGCGACGGCCCCUUCGAGUUCACCGCGGCUUUACACAGCUACCUCGAGGUCCUCGGCAUCGACCGCGCCGCCGUCACGGGCCUCGACGGCCUCACCUAUCUCGACAAAACAAAGGACCCUGCCAGCCCGGAGACCAAGACGGAGACAAGGGCGCGCGUGACGUUCGAGGGACCCACGGACAGCGUGUACCUGGACGCCGGCGACCACCAGGAGCUCGACGUUGGCACCGGCGCGGCCAUCGCGAUCGACAGCGAUGGCUGGGGCGACGUUGUUGUUUGGAACCCUUGGACGGCGAUGGAGGCGUGCUACCAGGAGUUUUGCUGCGUGGAAAAGGCGCAGUUCUCCAAGCCGGUGACGCUGCAAGGCGGGGAGUCGUGGCGCGCGCGGAUGGACCUGCAGGUGGUCGACCUGCCCGUAGAAUAG
Molecule: messenger RNA, 936 nt
Organism: Pedinophyceae sp. YPF-701
Lineage: Eukaryota; Viridiplantae; Chlorophyta; Pedinophyceae
Source: the annotation of a GenBank genome assembly